Lathyrus oleraceus (garden pea) is the source of this 684-nucleotide messenger RNA. RefSeq lists its product as uncharacterized. Bases 1 to 684 code for a protein of 227 amino acids. The record is from RefSeq and is a predicted model, not a curated record. NCBI's taxonomy places the organism in Eukaryota, Viridiplantae, Streptophyta, Magnoliopsida, Fabales, Fabaceae. The transcript has 4 exons.
AUGGCUUAUGAAUCUGAUGAUGAUGAACCUGUCGAGUCAGAAGAUGACUCUGAAGCUGAAGGACAAGUUGCCUCUGAAGAGGAUUGUGCCUCUGAAGGUGAACCAGAAUCAAAAAAUAAGUCUAAAGGUGACUCUGAAGAUGAAGAAGACUCUAAAGGGGAGCCUGACUCUGAAGAUGAAGAAGCCUCUAAAGGCGAGUCUGACUCUAAAGGUGAAUCUGAUUCUGAUCUAGAUUCUGAUGAUGAUCCAGAAUCUGGAGAGCCUGAAAAUGAUUUUGAGAGUGAGUCAGAAUCAAAAGGCGAGAUUUAUUCAGAGGAAGAAUAUGAUUUUGAUCCAGACUCUGAUAUUGAUUCAGAUUCUGGUGGUAGUCUAAAUUCUGAGAAUAUUCUAGAUUCUGAAGGUGGUCAUGCUUUUGAAUUCGGUACUUUUGAAGUUCCAGCAUCUGAUACUGUUCUAGAAUCAGAAGAAUCAAAAGGUUCUAAACAAGUUAAGAGGCCACAAAGAAUCAGAAAUAUUCCAAGAAGGUUUGCAGAGUUUGACAUGUUGCAAGAUACUGAAAUAGAUUAUGAAGGGGAAAUUAUUCAGUGUGCCAUGUUAGUAGACUCUAAACCCGUGAGAAUGGAAGAAGCUCUUAAGCAGAAAUUCUGGCUGAAGGCCAUGAAAGCUGUUAGUUCUGUGUUUUGA